AUGACCACCAGCUUGGAGGUCACUGUCCACCAGGAGGCUAGUGUCCAGCAGGACCAGAGGCCCACAGGCAACUCCUUACUCUCCCCGGGCCCGCGCACGGCCCGGAGCGAAGGCAGAGCCCCAGCCUGUCUCCGCUGCGCCUACCUCAGAGGCGGUGGCGGCGGGCUCAGCGGCGGCUACGGCGGGGACUGCGGCGCAAGGAACCCAGCGAGCGGCGGGCCGAGGGAGGAGCGCGGGACAGCGGCGGCGCGGACCCGCCCCGACCCUGCGCGCCGGGACCGAGAGCUCCGCCCCAGGGCCCGCCCCGGACACCGCCUAGUCCCCGCCCGGGUCCGGGUUCCGCUGUGCCGCGUGUGCCCGGGCACGGGUGGCGGAGCCGAAGCGAGCUCGUCGUGUGCGUGCGCAGGGACACGCGUGCGGACCGCCCGCGCCAGACGGUCUGCCGGAAAUCCCGUGGGGCCGAAGCAUCCAGGGCGCGGGGCGGCGGAGUGUUCGGGACCAGAUGUACCGCAACAUGAUUUUUCAACGUCGUCUUUGCCAAAUAGCCAGAGCUUGAAGAUAACGUCUAUGAAAGUAGAAAAGGAGGAUGUAAUGCAUAUCAAUUAACUUUUAAAGAGAAAAAUACCCUGCUUGGAAUGAGCAUUAGUGAAUUGGAGUAUAAAGCCGAAUCGUCAUACAAGCCAACCUUUUUAACCAUCUCCCAGCCUGCAGUCCAGGGAGGAGAAGUCAAAACUGAGAGUCUGUGGUCAAGAACCACAAACCGGCCUGGCCAGGCAGCUCGGCGGUUGGAGCGCCAUCCCCAUACGCCAGGGCUGCGGGUGUGCUCUUUGGUGAGAGGACAGAGCAGGAUCAACCAGUGAACGAAUAAACAAGAGGAACAACAAAUUGA
This is a messenger RNA of Phyllostomus hastatus (greater spear-nosed bat), 889 nucleotides long. RefSeq lists its product as uncharacterized. The record is from RefSeq and is a predicted model, not a curated record. Lineage: Eukaryota; Metazoa; Chordata; Mammalia; Chiroptera; Phyllostomidae. The transcript is spliced from 3 exons. The coding region runs from base 1 to 606 and encodes 201 amino acids.